AUGGAGGAUGGACGUGUCGUUCCCAAUGGAUCAAGGGGGAAAGCGAGGGCAGAGGUGGGGAUGGCUACCCCCCUAGCUUAUACUUUCGGUGCCACUGCGAAUCUAGUGUCCGCAGAGCUGGACGCGCUCUUUGCCAACCUCUCCGAUGACAAUCGAGCACCAACUCCUUCAUCUUCGGGAGCUGGGGGCUUGUCUUCGAAGAAGAGAAGGGGACGCACCACGAAUGUACUCCUAAGCGACGAUGAAGAGGGCGGCAAAACGCAACAGCCACAAACGCGUCCUGACGAUGAUGAGGCGCCGAAAGCAAAGAAGACGCGAAAAAUCGCCAAAUUAGACGAAGAUCGCUUAUGUGGUCCCAACGGAUUUCCAGCACUCAUAGAACAUCAUAGGAAGUUUAAGCCGUCAGGAAAAGGGAAUGAAAACCUGAUGUCUUGCGAGGCGAAAGAUCUCCAACGGCUGCUUCAAAUAUAUCAACUUUGGUCACACAAGAUGUACCCUAGAACUCAGUUUCGUGAUUCCAUAGAACGGAUCGAAAAGUUGUGUCGGUCACGGUCUAUGCAUAGCGCCCUGAGCAAAUGGAAGGAUGAUUUAGCUCCCAAGCCCGUUAUCCCUUCCCGCGACUCCUCGCCCGUCAACGAAGAGAAUAUUGAUGACGAUGACGAGGAUGUUUCCAAUAGCCAACAUAUCCCCAAUGGCACAUCCCUCAACACCAACGUUGACUCCCGAGAUCCAUCCCAGCCUUCCACCAUUUCCGGCGGACGGGCAAUAAACCCCAGCAACGACGAUGACUGGGACCUCGAUGCACUCAUUUCCGAGGACAUCGCUUUCCGGCGGCAGCAAGGAUUAUCCUCUGACCUGCAGCCUCAACCACAGAGGGCACCUGUCGGUGCCGAGGGGAAGAGGCUCUUCCUCGACGACCCUGGCCCUGAUGAUUGGGACGUGGACGCAAUGAUCGAAGAACAAGAACGAUUCGAGAUGGAGGAGCGAACACAUCCCUCUGCGACCAACGGGAUUGGGAAUGUGCCCGUGGAUGACAAUGAAAUGUGGAACAUGGUGGGGGAGAUUGGAAUGGGCCGAUAA
Molecule: messenger RNA, 1080 nt
Organism: Cantharellus anzutake
Lineage: Eukaryota; Fungi; Basidiomycota; Agaricomycetes; Cantharellales; Hydnaceae
Product: replication fork protection component Swi3-domain-containing protein
Exons: 4
Coding region: 1-1080 (359 amino acids)
Biological process (GO): DNA replication checkpoint signaling; replication fork arrest; replication fork processing
Cellular component (GO): nucleus; replication fork protection complex
Molecular function (GO): DNA binding
Source: RefSeq, a predicted model, not a curated record